AUGGCAGAUUCACGAAAUACAAGUGGUGGAAAUGGUAAUGGUGGCGGAAGACACUUGGAUGCUACGGGGGCUAGGGAAGUGGUUUACUGUCAUCAGUGUGAGAAUGAGUGGUAUCAAGAUGAACAUGGCUUAGUAUGUCCAGCGUGUGAGGGGGAGAUCAUUGAAAUAGUCAAUCCAACUAGCGACCCUCGUGCUGGCAUGAAUAAUUCCCCAGAUAUGUCGCUAUUGCGCGAUCUUCAAAGCCACAAUCCUUGGGCCGACGACUCAGAUCCUGAAGAAGCAGAUAUCGAAGAACAUGUUAUACAUGGCCCAGGUGGCAGUAUUAGAGUUUCGCAAACAAUAAGAGCCGGCGGACCAGGAUCAUCUGGAGGAGGAAUAAAUGGGGGUCGUCGGAGGCGGAGCCCAGGUGGCGAUGGAGGAGAAGAUGAUACAAUGCGAGAUUUCCACAACAUGCUAGGAAAUCUAAUAACUCCGAAUCUAAGAGGAGGUCGUACCGGUCGGUCGGGUGAAGUCGACUUGUUUCCACGCGCCGGAGAGUUUCAUAUGGGUGGUGGUGGAGCUGGCGCCAGAUUUGGUGGAGGUCCAGGGCCUGCUAUUGUGGGUGGUCGUUAUACUUUCGAAGGAAGAUUCGAAAAUGGUCGAUUACGGCCCAGAGAUGCAAACGGUCCCCAGGCUGAGGGAGCACCCGUUGAGGAUUUGGCUACGUAUGCUCCCCUUAAUGAUCCUUUUGUUGAUUUCCGUGAGCUGGUGCGCCUGCGCAGAGCUCGCUCUCCUUUUAUUCCCAAUUUCAUGAACGAGUCUCAGGUUCUACAAAACCCGGAACCCAGACCUUUUCUUCGUUCUCGUCUCGUUCAACUUAUCACUCACUUGUUUACACAAAUGGGUGCGGUGCCCGCGGGAGCUGGAGCAACUGGUGAAGAUGGCGGAGCUCGUCAUGCCGGUAUGGCUCCUCCCGGUGCUAUGGGCUUACCAGGACUUCUUCAAUCACUGUUCAAUCACCCAAAUGCAGUACAUGGCGACGCUGUUUAUUCACAAGAGGCAUUCGAUCAGAUCAUGUCUCAAUUGAUGGAACAGCAUCAGCAAUCCAAUGCACCCGGUCCUGCCCCUCCCGACGCCAUCUCGGCCCUUCCAACGAAAGCUCUUGACGAAAAGAUGCUUGGUCCCGAAGGUAAAGGCGAAUGUAGCGUUUGCAUGGACGACGUAUUUCUUACUACCGAAGUUGUCGUGCUCCCUUGCAAUCACUGGUUUCACGAAACCUGUGCCAGCGCCUGGCUCAGCGAACACAACACCUGUCCUAUCUGUCGCAAAGGCAUCGGAGCCGAAGAAGCAACUUCAUCUCCUCGUCGAGCUAAUACCAGAAGAUCAAGCAAUAACGCCACUAGCAAUUCCCCAAUCCUUCAAUCUCCCAACUCUCCAAGUAGCCGUCGUGCUCGUCUUUCUCGUUUAAACUCGGAACAGAAUGACCGAAUGGCCCGAAACGAAGCUCGAUUGGAAAGUAUCCGAACUGGUAACUUCAUGCCACCUCCUUCGGGAUCUGGGUCAUCACACAGAAGAGAAACGGAGAGGCAAGCAGAAUGGGCACUAGAACGCGCCUUGGAGGAUUCCUUUGCUCCACCUCGAAGCGAACACAUGCCAGGUCAUUUUCCUGGCAGCAGUGAAUCGACACCUACGCCACCAACAUUGGGUAGAAGAGAUUCAGGUAUAGGUUCGAGUACAAAUGAGCAGCGAAGAGGAUUUUCAAGCUCUACGUCGAGUUUUUCAAGAGAGAGACCGAGGAGUGAGAGGAGUGGAAGUGAUAGCUCGGUUAGGAGAGAGGGAAAUGGGAAUGGUGGGUUAAGUGGCUGGUUUAGAGAUCGCUGGAAUAGGAGGCAGGAAUAG
This is a messenger RNA of Sclerotinia borealis F-4128, 1878 nucleotides long. The record is from the annotation of a GenBank genome assembly. Lineage: Eukaryota; Fungi; Ascomycota; Leotiomycetes; Helotiales; Sclerotiniaceae.